UUUUGCAUAGGAACCAUUCAUCGGGUAUUGGUUUCUAACCGGACUGUGCCUUGUGACAGUCUGCGAAGGCCAGGGCAGUCACGUGGGAAGGGAAGUUAAAGAUGCGGUUGCAGCAGACGCUCUUGAAUGCGUUGAAGUUCAGGACGGUGUUUGAUUUUGGUGGUCGAGAUGUCGCCCACUGGUUUCCUGGCCAUAUGGCCAAGGGGCUUAAACAGAUGAAAGCCAGUCUGAAAAAAGUGGAUUGCAUUAUAGAAAUCCACGACGCCAGAAUACCGUUUUCUGGGAGAAACCCACUCUUCCAGGAAAGUCUACACAUCCGUCCACAUCUGCUCGUCCUAAAUAAAACAGACCUUGCGGAUCCCUUGAGUAAGCAGAGAACCUUAACAGGACUUGAGAAAGAGGGUGUGAAGAACGUCUUGUUCACGAACUGCCUGCGUCAGAACGAUGAAGGUAUUAAAAGGAUAGUUCCUCUUAUGACGGAAAUGGUUGGGAAUGCUCCCCGUUUUCACAGGGAAGAGGACACUGAUUACUGCGUCAUGGUAAUCGGGGUUCCAAAUGUCGGGAAAUCAUCCCUCAUCAAUGCCCUGAGAAGAAUGUAUCUCAAAAAAGGUGGAGCUUCUAAAGUUGGAGGUGAGCCUGGUAUAACUAAGGCAGUUCUAACCAAGAUUCAGAUCUGUGAAAGACCCCGAGUGUAUUUACUGGACACACCUGGAGUCCUUCCCCCGAGAAUCGAGAACGUAGAGACUGGAAUGAAGCUGGCUCUGUGUGGGACAAUCUUGGAUCAUUUGGUUGGUGAGGACAUCAUGGCGGAUUACCUGCUAUUUUCGCUGAACAGACUGCAGCAGUUCAGCUACGUGGAGAAGUACAGCCUGGGGGAUCCGAGCGACGACAUUCAGGACGUCCUCAGGCGCAUCGCGGUGAAGCUGGGCAAGACCAAGAAGGUGAAGGCGCUGACCGGAGUAGGUGACGUGACAGUCAUGGUUCCAAACUACAGUGCUGCUGCGUACGACUUCAUCCGGGCUUUCAGGAAAGGAGAGCUUGGUCAGGUGCUGCUGGACUAAACUGGGCGGGGGGGGGGAGCAAAGGGGUCAGAGGUCAGGGGUCAGAGCCUCCUGGCCAGCAGGUGGCAUCUGUUCAAGCCUAGUUGUAUUGAACUGUAAUAUAAUAAUAAAUGAUGUAUGACUGAUUUAAUGAA
Messenger RNA from Paramormyrops kingsleyae, 1195 nucleotides. RefSeq names its product mitochondrial ribosome-associated GTPase 1 (gene mtg1). Gene Ontology annotation, biological process: mitochondrial translation. Gene Ontology annotation, molecular function: GTPase activity; GTP binding. The record is from RefSeq and is a predicted model, not a curated record. NCBI's taxonomy places the organism in Eukaryota, Metazoa, Chordata, Actinopteri, Osteoglossiformes, Mormyridae. Gene Ontology annotation, cellular component: mitochondrion.